CUUUGUUCUUAAAUCAAUCGUUUACUAUCUGAUUGAAAUAUGAUAAUAUAAACCAGUGAUUUUGCAAAUCACAAUUAGUUUUGUAAUGAUCCACGAAGAUGUUGAAACUAGCCCUCGUCCUAGCUUCUUUGGCAUGGUCCGCGCAGAGGAUGUAGCAUCGAACACCUAUUACCUAUACACGUUGGAAAAUCAAUAUGAGCCUGAAAUCUUGGACCCCACGGUGCCUUUUUCAAGAUAUUCAAAUUUCAAAAUAACGGACAAUACCGUUAUUCUUGUCCACGGACACCAAGGCCACUUGAACUCCAGUUUCGACAACUUGAUCAAAGAUGCUAUUUUAUAUCAUCAAGAACCUCACAACGUCAUCGUUGUUGACUGGGCCAGGGAAGCUGGUCAAGGAUAUUCUGACGCUAGAAAGGCUGUGCCACUGGUUGCUGAUCAUUUGGCCAAUUUUAUAACCUGGCUGGAAACUGAAGCUAGAUUGAUCAGAAGCACAUUACAUUUAGUUGGUUUCAAUCUUGGAGCUCAUAUUGUUGGUCAAGCUGGUCGAAGAUUAGAUCAAGGGUUGGGCAGAAUUGGAAGAAUCACUGGUUUGGACCCAGCUGCUAGUAGGUGGGGAAGCGAUUCCGGAAGAUUAGCAGACACUGACGCUAUGUAUGUUGAAGUUAUCCACACAGAUAUCACAGGACCAGGGUCAAAUGGUAUCGGAACAGCAAUCGGUGACAUUAACUUCUUCGUCAACGGUGGCAGCAACCAACCAGGCUGCAUUGGGCACGUCUGCAACCAUAACCGUGCCUAUGAAGUCUUUGCCGCAUCUAUGAGCAACAGUGGACUUCUUGGAUACCCAUGCAGCUCAGACUUGCAAAAUACCCUCAACAGGUGUAGAGGAGACCCCUUGCACAUGGGAGGCCUAGCACUUUCCAAAACAGGUUCUAAAAAAUACCGUGUCAACACGAGCGGAACAUGGCCCUAUUAACGAAAUGGGUGUAAAAGCUACAACAAACACACGAAGAAUUUUCGGAGUGUAAAUAUCAUGUCAUGCCUAUAUUAUGUUAAAACUGUAUAAAAAAUAACUUCACACUUAUAUUUGUUUGGUCGUUCCACAUACUGUUCAAAUUAAUGUACGAUUAAUAUUUGGAUUAAAUUGUUACACAUUUCAAUUUUUUAUUUAAAUAACGUAGGAUCUGUAUUUAAGUUUCGCAUCAAUAAACAAUAAUUUUGAUUAA
This is a messenger RNA of Spodoptera exigua (beet armyworm), 1223 nucleotides long. The record is from the annotation of a GenBank genome assembly. NCBI's taxonomy places the organism in Eukaryota, Metazoa, Arthropoda, Insecta, Lepidoptera, Noctuidae.